CCAGGAGGUGAGAUUGAUGGGUCAAAAGCAGAUAUAUUUGUAAUUUUGAUUGUUACUGCCAGAUUGCCCUCCACUGAGAUAGUAGAUAUUUUGCAUCAGUAAAUGAGACUACCUGUUUCCCUAUACCUUUGCCACUAGAGGUGUCAAACUCUAGAUUUUUGUCAAUCAGAUUUACAAGAAAUAGUUUCCUUAUGUACUAUUAUUUUGCAUUUGACCAUCUUUUCACAUAUGUAAGGGCCACCUUAUUUCUUUUUUAUUAAUUCUUUAUGUCCUUUGCUCCUUUUUUUCUGUUGGAUUUUUGGUCUUAUUUACUGAGAGAGCUUUCUGAAAUCAAGGAGAUUAGCCCUUUGUGAUAUGAAUUGCAAAUAUUAUCCCUAGGUUGUUAUUUGUCUUUUGAUCUUUGGUGUGGUCUUGUUUUUGCUUUUUGUCAUGUAGAAAGUUGUCUUUUGGUGGGGCUGUGUGUUUCAGUCAGUCCUUUCUUUUAUAAUUUUAAUAUCUUCUAGGGCUAGUCUCAUUUUUCUCUUCAGGAUUUCUAGGCCAUUCUUACUUAUCUCACUAUAUAAGCUUUAGAAAUACCUUGUCAGAACUAGUGGUUAUGGGAGGAUGGACUGUUACUUUUACUGUGACCUCAUUAUAUUUUUAAAUUAAGUUACUGAGUCUUAAGAUAGUGAGUCUUUCUAUCCAAGAAAACACUAUGCCUUUCCAUUUGUUCAGGAUUGCCUUUGUUUACUUCAGGAGUGUUUUAAAGUUUUCCUCACAUAAAAUUUGCACAUUUCUUAUUAUCAUUCCUGGAUAUGUCCUCUCUCUCUUUUUUCCCUAUUAAAUGGGUUUAUAGAUUCUAACUGGUUAUUGUUUAUGUACAUGAAGGCAUUUAAUUUCUGUAUAGUAACUUUUUUCUCUCUGCCUUAUUGAAUUUCAUUAACUUUUCAAGUGAUUUCCUUGCAGUUUCUAGGUUAUAAUGAUUUCAUCUAUGAUAGUGAUAGGUUUACGUCUUCCUUUGGAUUUUUAUACCUCUAAUAUUUUUUAUCAGAUUAUAUUGACUAAUUAGAUAGGACAGUGUUAACCAUUAGAGAAUAGUGGGCAUCCUCUUUUUAUUCCUUACUUUAGAAGGAAUGCUUCCAGUGUUUCUGCAUUAAAUACGUAUAUGUAUGUAUAUGUUUAGGAGCAUCUGUUGGUUCCUAUUUUGUUGAGUACUUUUAAUCAAGAAUGGAUGUUGAAUUUUGUCAGAUGUCUUUUAGUGGCUAUGGAGCUGAUGAUAUGAUAUUUCUCUUCUUUUUUAACAAACACUGAACUAAACUUGUGGUUUUGGAUUAUUUUAAUGUGAUGCUGGAAUCUGUUUUUUAAUGCUUUACCUUUUUAAUCAAAUUGCAAAAAGUAAGAUCUGAUCUGCAAUCUUCUCUUUUUUUAUGCAGUCUUUUUCAAGUUUUGGUAUUAAUAUUUUAUUUCAUAAAGAAUUUAGAAGUUUCCCAUUUUCUAAAAUGUACAACAGUUUUUAAAUAGUAUUGAAAUUAUCAGCUCUUUUAAGAUUUGGUAGAAUUCCCCUGUAAAAUCUUGUGGCCUGGUGUGUUUUGUUUUGUUUGGUGGGUAGCUCUUUUAAAUCUUUCAUUUAUUUUGUGAAAAAUCAGUCUGUUUAGAAAUAUAUAUUUUAUCUAUAUCUAAUGUAUCUUUACUAAGUAGUUCCUUUUUUUUUUUUUUCAGUUUUGUCUACUUCUGUGGUUUAUCCCCAUAGUUUCUUUUUUAUAUUUGUGCUUUGUUCUUUUUACUCUUAAUUAGGAGAGGUAGUAGUUUAAUCAGCGGGUUCUCCCCACCUCCCCCCACCACCUCCCCCCACCAAAGAGCUUUUGAAUUUUUUUCAUAGUUCUCUGGCUUUCUGUUUUCUGACUCCUUAAUUUCUCUUUUUAGCUUUAUAAAUUUUUUCUUCCACUUUUCUUCAGUUAAUUUAGUUGUUUUUCCUUCCUUUUUGAACUAUAUUAGUAACAUUUAAUUUCAUUUCUUCUUAUUAAAAAAAGUAUUUAAAAAAAUUAUUUCGGGAAUUCUUUGGUGGUCCAAUGGUUGGGACUCCACACUUUCACUGCUGAGGGCGUGGGUUCAAUCCCUGGUUGGGAAACUAAGAUCCUGCAGGCCGUGUGGCAUGGCCAAAAAUAAAAACAAACAAAAACCAAAAAGAACAGUUAUUUUUCUUCUUAUCACUGUUUUAGCUAUGUUCCAAAGCUUCUAAUACCUAGUUUUUUAUUAUAUCAUUUUCUCAAAACACCACAGAUUUCAUUUGUAUUUCCCAUAUUAUCCAAAUGUUGUUUGAGAGACUUUUUAAAUUUUCAGAUUGAAGAUCUUUUUAUUUUCUGAUUGUGUUAUAAAUUUCUAGUUUCAUUUUGCUGUUAAUCAGAAAAUGUGGUUUGUAUUUCUAUUUUUAGAAUUUGUUGAGGUUUUUUUUUUUUUUUUUUAGUAACCUAAUAUAUGGUCAGAUUUUGUGAAUGAAAGUUCAAUAGCUAUUUGAAAAUAAGAUAUAAUCAAUUUUUAGGAUAGAGUUAAAUGAAUAUUCAUCAGCACUUCAAUUUUGAUUAUGUUGUUUAGAUCAUCUAUUUCCUUAUUUAUUUUUGUUUACUUGUCUCAGAUGGGAGAAAUAAAUUUAAAUUUCCUAUUGUGUUUCUAUUUCUUCUUAUAUUUCCACUUUCAUGAUGUUGCUGCUAUAGUAUUGGGAGCAUAUGUACACCUAUCUGUAUUCUUCAUUGAUUUAUACCCUUUACAAUGAUAAAGUGACUUUUUUUGUACUUUUGGGCCAAAAGUCUACAUUGUCUAACAAAAGGAUUAUAAUCCAUGUGGUAUGUUUUCUGUGCUUUUUAAAUGCUAGUUCUGUUAUUAGGAAAGAUUUUUUUUUUUUUCUCAUCAGUGGUUACUUUCAUAUAAUAAUCAUCUUUCCCUCUCUUUAAAACAGUAUCUUUUGCUUUCCUUAAUCAAUAACAUUUAUAUUAGCUUUAUUCUUUUCCUUCCCUUCUUUCCUCCCUCUCCUUUUUUAACUAGUUUUAGCCAAUAUAGCAUUAUUUUAUUGUUGUUACGAUUUUGCUUAAAUUUAUACUACUUGACUUUCAACUUUGACUCCUGUCUAUUACUGUAAAGUGAAAUCAGUGAGUUUAUGCUACUUUUUAUGAUUUUUCUGUUAUUCAUUUAUUUGUAUAUAUUACUGUUCAGUGUUUUUUGAUCAUGUUAACAGUUACAUUCCAUUCUGUCACCUGUAUAUUCAUUCGUUUUCAUCUUAAAUCUACAGUUAUAUGUGUUGGUGCUAACUGCAAGUCCUUUUGCUAAAAUUUUUCCUGUCAUCUCUUGGUUGCAGCUUGUCCUCAAGUUGUUACUUCAGGAAGGGCUCAUAUGAGUAAGAGCUGAGUUUUUGCAUAUUGAAAACCAUUUGUCUAUAGCCUUAUUCCUGAAGGACUGCUUGGCUAGACAUAAAAUGAUUGAACCACACUUUUUUUUCAUUCAAUUUUUUCUUAUUGAAGUAUAGCUGAUUUCCAUGUUGUGGCAGUCUCUGCUGCACAGCAAAGUGACUCAGUUCUACACGUAGAGACAUGCUUUUUUUUUUAAUAUUCUUUUCCAUUAUGGUUUAUCUGAAUGACACUUUCUUGAGUUUCUUAAAGGUAUUUUCCCACUGUCUUCUCACAGUGAAUGUUCAAUAGAGAAAUAUGAUGUCAGCAGAUUUUCUUUUCCCUAGUAGGGACCUGCUUUUUUUGUCUGGUUGCUGAAAAUAUUUUUUACAAUUAUUUUACUAGAUUUUUUUCUCAGUGUUGAGCAUUUUGGGUCAGUUUUAUUUAAAACAUGGGAUUCCCUUUGAAAAUGUAGGUUCAACUCUUUUAUCUUUUUUUUAAUCUGUCAUUUUAUUUUCUUUUAAAAAAAAUUCCAUCCUACUUGCUCCUUACUGUGCCUUUUGUGAUAUAAUUUUUACCAUUUGCUCAGUCUUCAUUUUUUGAAUUUGAAAAAGUCUUUUUCUUCCAUUUCUUUCAUGAGUUCUCAGUGCUUAUUUCAUCUUCUCUUAACUGUUUGUCUUUCCCCUUAGUUCUUAAAUUUCUGCUCUGAGAUCUUUUUUCAUAGCUGCAUUAAGAAGGUUUGAAUUCAUGUUAAAAAGUAGUGUUAUAAUUUUUUAUCUACUUCGUGGUGGUAUUUUCUGUUGAGUUUUCUUUGUCAGGGAUGUUGUGCUGCUUUUUUACAUUUUUUAAAUGGUAUUCUUGUAUGGAUACUUAUCACUUUUGUUAUUCGUAUUUGAAUGAGAUGAGUUUUCCCAAACCACCUAUUAGAAGAGACUGGAGUGGGAGAGGGAGGUGGGACAGGACAUUAGGAGCAAGGUGGUUUUCCAGGUUUCUCUGCUCAAGGCCUCUGUCCUCUGUUGUUCUGAUGGGUUCUUUCUUCAAAAUAAAUCACAUCUCUUUUGCCUCUGAGUAAUAUAUGUUUAAGGAGUUUCUGCUACCAGGGGAAUUCAGCUCCUGCCUUUUUUUUUUGGCGGUAUGUAGGCCUCUCACUGUUGUGGCCUCUCCCAUUGUGGAGCACAGGCUCCAGACACGCAGGCUCAGCGGCCAUGGCUCACGGGCCCAGCCGCUCCACGGCAUGUGGGAUCUUCCCGGACCGGGGCACGAACCCGUGUCCCCUGCAUCGGUAGGCGGACUCUCAACCACUGUGCCACCAGGGAAGCCCAACUCCUGCCUUUGAAAUUGCCUGCUCAAACAUUAGCAAUUAGAGAAUUUGUGAAGAGUACAUGGUAGUUCAUUGUACUAUUCUUUUAACUUUUCUCCAAGUUUGACAUUACGGAGGAAAAAUGCAAGCCUUGGUUUUAGAAGGGUAAUCCUAUCUGAGCUCUGUCACUUCUAGUUCACCCUCUACUCACUCUCAUGACACUUUCUACACCUCCUUUCUCUACUUCCUUCUGAGAUUUCCCCCAUUCAAUCUCAGAACUAAACAUUGCAGUUCCCACUUAGGGUAGGACCCUCUCUCUCUGGAGUGAAAAUUUACUCUUGCCCCACUAGGCUUUCUUUCAUCUUUCAUGUCUUUCUCCCUUGCAUAGGUUCUACUAGUCCCAAGUACUUUGGGCCAUAUUUACUUACAAUCUGGCAUUUUCAGGUUUUUAUUGUCUCCUAGGUUCAUUGAAGAUGUAGGAUGUUUUUUCCUUUUCUUUUCUCUCUUUUUUACAUUAUCUUUGUUGCUCUGUAUCGAGUUCUAGGAGGAAAGUGGGAAAUUUUGGAAAUAAAUUGCUGCUAUUUUCCUACUGGAACUUAAAGUUCAGCUUUGGAUAUUACUAAAAAAUAAUUUCUAAAUAACCCAUUGGUUGAAGAAAUCACAAAUUUUAAAUAUUUUGAACUGAAGAGUAUUGAAAAUAGUACAUAUCAGAAUUGGUAUGAUUAGCUAAAGCAAUGCUUAGAGAGAAUUUAAAACCUUAAAUGCCUAUUAGAAAAGAAGAAAAGCAUCAAUUACCUAUACAUUCAUCUUAAUAAGUUAGAAAAAUAACAUAAUUAAAUGCAAAGAAAAAUAGAAGGAAAUAAGAGUUAAAAACAGAAAAUAAUGAAAUAGAAAACAAAUUUACCUCUAUCCUGUAGGUAGGAAGACUUCAAAAGUUUUCAAGAAGGAUAGUGACAUGAUCAUAUUUGUUUUCCAGAAAGAGACCUCUGGCAGCAGUGUGGAGAAUAGAUAGAGGAGAAAAAAACUAAUCUGAGAAGCCAGUUAGGAGGCUUUUUCAAUCACUAGUUCAGGUAAGAGAUGGUGAUGGUCUAAUGUGGGAUGGAGAGGAAGGAACAUAUUACAAAGAUUAAGUUGAAAAAAUAGGUUUAAAAACCAUGUCCAGAAAAAAACUCUGGGUAUAGUUACUGGUACAUGGAACUGAUUGGAAAUGAAGAGACCAGAAGGUUUACUAGGUUUUUGAAGGAAAUGGUUUUUGGAAGUAAAGCUACAAUCUUAGUGUAUUAGGUUCAACCAGAGAAGCAGAACCAGUAGGAGACACAGAGAGAGAGACAGCGAUUGGGCUUACACAGUUGUAGGGGCUAGCUAGUCAAGUCUGAAAUCCUUAGGGUAGGCUAUCAGGAAGGGCAGGCUAGAACACAUGGGUAUGGGCUGUAGCUGCUGUCCAUAGGUGGAAUUUCUUCUCUCUCUUGGGGAUACCUCAGCCCGUUUUUAAGGCCUUUCAACUGACUAAAUGAGGCCAACUCAGAUUAUCCAGGAUAAUAUCCCUUUAAUUACAUCUAUAAAAUAUCUUCACAGCAAUACCUAGAUUAGUGUUUGAUUGAAUAACUGACAAGUAGUAGCCUAGCCAAAUUGACAUAUUAAAAAUAAAAAAACAAAACCCCAUACCUGGCCUACAGAAUUCUAUGAUUAUUCAGUCUUUGAAACAACCUUCAUAUUCCCAAACCUUCAGUGACUGUGCUAGCUAACUGUGCUGGCUUUUAUAAACUAGCUUUCAAGAAGGGCAUACUCACCAACAUACAUUCAGAAUAGUGACUCAUUCAUACCAGGUAUGAAUGAUAAUACUGAAUAUGGGAGGUAGGUCUGCUGUUGCUGGUUAGCUGGCAGUAUAUACCAUGUAUAAAUAUGUCAAAUGUAAAUAUGUCUAAAGCUUGAGGAUUCUAUGGAACAUAUGGACAGAGUCAUCUAGUAUGUAGUUGGAAAUGCAGAUGUGAAAAUCUGUAGUGGUGUGAGCUAAAAGUAAAAGUUUUGGGACUCCUUAGUAUAUAAAUCCAUAUUUGAAACUCUGAAAAUGGAAAAACUUUAGAAAUAGUAUUUAGAUUGAAAACAGGAAUGAAAAGGAUAGAGCCAUGGAGAAUACUAGCAUUUAAGGAAGAGGAACCAGUGAGCAAUUAAUGAUUAUCACAGGCAGUAUGAGAGCCAAGAAAUGGUGUCAAGGAAGCCAAGGGAGGAAACAUAUUCAGAGAGUAGAUUUUACAGUUAAGCAGCGGAGCUUUUCCAGUAAAAUCAAGAGUAAGACAAGGAUGUCAGUACUAUGAUAUUUAGUCACUAUUGUGUUUGCUAACUUCUGUUCUUCUUACAGGUUUCAGUCUACAUGUUACUUCCUUGAGAAGCAGUAUUUGACACCCUUCUUGCCCCCCAUCCAGCCAUUCCCCCAAGUCUGAUUUCUGCCACUGCCUUCUACAAAGCACAACCUGUAAUUCAGUUCAUGUGUGAAGUUCUUGACAUUCAUAAUAUUGAUGAGCAGCCAAGACCUCUGACUGAUUCUCAUCGGGUAAAAUUCACCAAAGAGAUAAAAGGUCUGAAGGUUGAAGUGACUCAUUGUGGAACAAUGAGACGGAAAUACCGUGUUUGUAAUGUAACAAGAAGGCCUGCCAGUCAUCAAACCUUUCCUUUACAGUUAGAAAAUGGCCAAACUGUGGAGAGAACAGUAGCACAGUAUUUCAGAGAAAAGUAUACUCUUCAGCUGAAGUACCCACACCUUCCCUGUCUGCAAGUGGGGCAGGAGCAGAAACAUACCUAUCUGCCACUAGAAGUCUGUAAUAUUGUGGCAGGGCAACGAUGUAUCAAGAAGCUAACGGACAAUCAAACCUCCACUAUGAUCAAAGCAACAGCAAGAUCUGCACCAGAUAGACAAGAGGAAAUUAGCAGAUUGGUAAGAAGUGCAAAUUAUGAAACAGAUCCAUUUGUUCAGGAGUUUCAAUUUAAAGUUCGGGAUGAAAUGGCCCACGUAACCGGACGCGUACUUCCAGCACCUAUGCUCCAGUAUGGUGGCCGGAAUCGGACAGUAGCAACACCAAGCCAUGGAGUAUGGGACAUGCGAGGGAAACAGUUCCACACAGGAGUUGAAAUCAAAAUGUGGGCUAUAGCUUGUUUUGCCACACAGAGGCAGUGCAGAGAAGAAAUAUUGAAGGGUUUCACGGACCAGCUGCGUAAGAUUUCUAAAGAUGCAGGGAUGCCCAUCCAGGGCCAGCCUUGCUUCUGCAAAUACGCACAGGGGGCAGACAGCGUGGAGCCCAUGUUCCGGCAUCUCAAGAACACGUACUCUGGGCUACAGCUCAUUAUUGUCAUCCUGCCAGGGAAGACACCAGUGUAUGCGGAGGUGAAACGUGUUGGAGAUACACUUUUGGGUAUGGCUACACAGUGUGUUCAAGUCAAGAAUGUAAUAAAAACAUCCCCUCAAACUCUCUCAAACCUGUGCCUAAAGAUAAAUGUUAAACUUGGAGGGAUCAAUAAUAUUCUUGUACCUCAUCAAAGACCUUCUGUGUUCCAGCAACCAGUGAUCUUUUUGGGAGCAGAUGUCACUCAUCCACCAGCUGGUGAUGGGAAGAAGCCUUCUAUUGCUGCUGUUGUAGGUAGUAUGGAUGCCCACCCAAGCAGAUACUGUGCUACAGUAAGAGUUCAGAGACCCCGACAGGAGAUCAUCCAGGACCUUGCCUCCAUGGUCCGAGAACUUCUCAUUCAGUUUUAUAAGUCAACUCGGUUCAAACCUACUCGUAUCAUCUUUUAUCGGGAUGGUGUUUCAGAGGGACAGUUUAGGCAGGUAUUAUAUUAUGAACUACUAGCAAUUCGAGAAGCCUGCAUCAGUUUGGAGAAAGACUAUCAACCUGGAAUAACUUACAUUGUAGUUCAGAAGAGACAUCACACUCGAUUAUUUUGUGCUGAUAGGACUGAAAGGGUCGGAAGAAGUGGCAAUAUCCCAGCUGGAACAACAGUUGAUACAGACAUUACACACCCAUAUGAGUUUGAUUUUUACCUCUGUAGCCAUGCUGGAAUACAGGGUACCAGCCGUCCUUCACACUAUCAUGUUUUAUGGGAUGAUAACUGCUUUACUGCAGAUGAACUUCAACUGCUAACUUACCAGCUCUGCCACACUUACGUGCGCUGCACACGAUCUGUUUCUAUACCUGCACCAGCGUAUUAUGCUCACCUGGUAGCAUUUAGAGCCAGAUAUCAUCUUGUGGACAAAGAACAUGACAGUGCUGAAGGAAGUCACGUUUCAGGACAGAGCAAUGGACGAGAUCCACAAGCUCUUGCCAAGGCUGUACAGAUUCACCAAGAUACCUUACGCACAAUGUACUUUGCUUAAAAAGUCUAAGAAUAUUCUCUGAGAGGAAGAACUGGAAGAUGAAUCAACAUACAACUUAUGUUUCCAGUGGAGUCAGCUGAGUGGGGAUGCCUCCAGCCAUACAGAAACCAACACUGUGUGGGGGCCAGGGUAUGAUCUUUAUGUUGAUACAAGGAAGAUUGUUUACUUCAUCAAGGAACACAGCACCAUUAUGCAAUAUGAAACCAGCCAACUGCUUUUUUGUGCGGUCUCCUGUAGGAAGUAUCGCGAUCAUUUAGUUUUCACUUUCUUGUAGUCUAACCCUUUUAAUGCCUUUACCUCAAGUUGCUUGGCAGCACAACUCUUUGCAAAAAAAAAAAGUAAAGAAAAAGUAAAUGAUGGUUUUUUAAAAAACACACCUAUAUGAAUAAUCAAAGUGAUUGUUCACAAUUAUGUGUGCAAAAAAUGUGCAUUCAUGUAUUCUUGUAAAAGUUAUCUGUAUAUUUUACUUAUAUACAUGCAUACUGCAUAUGCAUAUAUAUCUGUAUCUACACUGAUAAUAGAUAUAUAUGUAUCUCUGUAUAUAUUUUAUAGCUCAUUCCAUUGGGGAACUUUCUUUCCCUUUUAUUAUCCUCCCACCACCACUAUGAUUUCUCUCUCUACCGCCCUUGCCUUCAUCACCUACAUUUGUUUUUCCCUGAUGCUACCAGUAACAUUCAGAUGUUCAUGUAUCUGGUUCAUUUGAAUAUGAAGCAUGGCAAACUAGAUUUUUAUUUUGCACGCCCUACUCCUGUCUUGUCUCAUACAUAAUUCUGAGUCCUCAACUCUUGGUAUUGCUUUCUUAAGAAACUAUAUAUAUAUAUACACACAUAUAUAUAUAAAAAAUAUGUUUUUGUGAGAGUGAAUGUCUGCCCCCUCCUGCUCUCAACUUACAUUUGCCAUUUGUGCAAUGUGUACAUAAGCAGUAGCAACCUAAACUAUUCUUUUUCUCUAGUGAGUUUGUUAAAGCUGCUAUAAAUAUAUAAAAAAAAAAACACACAACUUUGUCAGAAGUUGUAACUCUAUAUAUAAGCGAUAUGUAUUCUAAAGUCUUCUGUUUCUAUGUGUUAUACAUGGAAAUCCCUUAAAACUUUUACAAAGGGUAAAUAUUUUAAAUGAUUGGAACUGUGUAGGGUUGAGGCCUCUGAAAUUGGGUGGAGAGAAGGGAUUGUGGAGGGUUUUUUUGGUUUUUUUUUUACUAGUUUAUUUGCUGCCUCUCAUACCUUAAUGUGAUUUUCAUAUAUAUAUAUUUUUAUAUAUAUGUGUGUUGUAUAUAUAUAAACAUAUAUGUAUGUGUUUUGAAGUAUAGCUUCCUUUUCUUUUAUAUUUAUUAGAAUAGUGCUUUAAUAAUUAUAGAAUCAUAUUGGCAACAUCUUUUAUAGAAAUAUAAUCAUGUUUAUUUUAAGAACUGACAACUUGUUUUUGCUCUCUUUUAGUGCAAUAAGCAGUUUUAAAAGAAAGCUGUGUCUGUUUGACAUCUUUACCACAGAUAGUGGGAGAAACAGGCACCUCCAUAAUUUUAAAAGGGCAAAGUAUAUAGCCUUAAUUUCAGAAGGAAAGUUUUGUAAUUUUCAAGUUUAAAGCAUGUCUUAUAAAAAUCAUAAUGAAAAUGAAGGAAGUUAAAUUUCCUAAAUGAGUGUUGACCUUGAAUAUUAGAAAUAAAGUUGAAGAACUUUGAUUUAAGUAAUGACAGCAACUAGCUUUAGAUUUAGAAGAUAUUUAAAUUCUUUGAAAAUAAAUCAUGUUUAUUGAAGAAUCAUACUGGUAAGGUGCCCAUUUUCACUUACUAACAUGAGUCAGGAAAAUAUAAAAUGAUAUUUUAAAAACUUUUUUUGCUAAUUCAUCACCAGUGUAACUUUCCUUUUAAAAUUAGGGUGAUGGUGACAAAGGAAGUUAGGACUUUGAGCAUUUGAAAUUAGUUAAAUCACUGAAAUGUUGAAAAAAGUUUUGCAAAACUUUUGUUUUAUUGACUUCACUUUAAGAUAUUAAAAAAUACUAUAAAGCUGUCAAAACCAAGUUUAUCAGUAACCUUGGAUUCAGGGGAGCUUUGCACUUUGUAACUCAUGAAAAUAGCAUUUUAAUUUUUUUUUUUUUUUUGCACUGGUUCAGAGUAUAGAUAUUACAGAUUGUUUCCAGUGGGCAUUGUUGUUAACCUUUCAGAAUUCCAUCUGCACAUGAAAACAAAUGGAUUAGCUCUUUAGUUCUCUCUUACCUAUAAUCCACACUUAUUGCCAAUUUACUGUAUUUUGAGCCUAAAAUCUGAGCCCAUAUCCUCCAACAGGUAUGAAAUCUUUUGUCCCUCUGCCAGAAAACUAAGAAAGUACUGUAUUUUGUAUGUUUAUUAUAUUGAAGUGUAUGAAAUGCAAUUUACAACACUGUUUUAAAGCUCUUUACAUAAGGUAAUGUUUGUGUAGUGUAUACAUUUUUCUCCCAACCCUCCCCCCUCCUCCAAAAAAUUUCUAUAAAGAGUGUAUUUUUUUUACAUUGAAAUUUCACUGAAUAUAGGCAAGAACAUAGGCAAGAGAAGAAAAUAGUAUAUCCUAGGUGGUAAAAACCUGAUGGCGUAUGUUUGCUCAGUAUGAGUAAAACAUCUUCCUUUAUCAGUGGGAGCUGUACAGAUUGAUGUGGAAAACUUUAGAGCCCAGGGAAGAACUGUAGAUAACCUUUCCCUAUUUACCUGCUUUACCUAAUUUUCAGUCACUUAAUCUCACAUGUGCUAAAGUAAAGCCUAUAAUUUAAAACUAUUUAGAAGGACUUUUACAAAGGAAAAAAAAAUUUUUUUUAAUAUAAAGCUUUACAUUUGAAGUGAGUUCUUUUUAGGGUGCUCUUAGAGUUUCAACAUUGCUAGUUUAAAGUUGGUUAACUUGAAAGAAUAUGUAUAGUAUAUUCUAUUUUGCUUACUAACAAAUUGGUAUAUCAAACUUAAUUAUAAGAAACUUUGUGCUUAGAACUUUAAGGUAAAUACUAAGUGGCAAAUAUUUUUUGAAAUUUGUUUCGUUAUUAUACUUCUGGUGUAGAAUUGCUGAUCUUUUUUUAUUUAAAAAAAAAAAAAAAGGUUGUUUUGAGUUUAAUGGUCAUGAAACUCAACAGUGACCUUUCUGUUCCUGCCCUUGCUCACUAACUAUACAGUGAAUGCUAAAUUUCUGUCUGCUGUUUUCUGUGAUGUAAGAGUGACUUUAAAAUGUCAGUCCCAGCAACUGGUAUAAUAGAUUUUCAUGUGAAGCAGAAUUGGGAGUUUAAUGUAUAUUCUGGAUGGCAAAUGUGUAAAGUGCUGAUACAUGUUUUAUAUUACAGUAUCAAGUUACUGGCAUUGAGGACCAUGCAUUUAUAAUACCGUAGCUGCUAUAUUUAUUUAAUGAAGUAGAGUCUGACAGUUACUGCACUUAACAGUAAGGAAAUGAGCAGGAUUCAAGGCUAGUGUUAGACUUUUUUUUUUUUUCCUAAAUAAGAUUUAAGAACAUGAAAUAUCAAGGUAACAAAGGGUGCUGCCAAUUUAGUUUCAAUUUAAUAUCAGGAUACUCUUUCUUUGUUUUAGAAAUGUGGAUUUUUACUUUAGCAGUUUUGGAAAAGGGUACCUCAGCCUCCUCAGUACUGGUUUUUAGCAUAUUUUUUACAGGAGUACAGGUGCCCUUUAUUUUUUUCUUAAUAUUUACCUUUAAACAAGUUUCUCAGAAAAAGUACUCUGUGGAAAUCUUCCUGUUUGUAACCUAUUAAUUUAUUUAUCUUCCUACAAGAGAGUCUAGGUGGGAUUCUAGUAGGAAUGUACUGGGUGUUUUAGAAGGCACUUGAUAAAGAUUCAUCUCUACUUUCUAGCAUGGAGACUUCUAGCCCUCUAAACACCUAUACUGGUUUUCCAAACUAGGUUCUCUGAUGACCCACCACUGCCUAAAGUUUACUUAUAUAUUCUCUAAUGGAUUUUAGUAUGACAGACCUCAUGACAGGCUUAGUCAUGACAGACUUAAAGUAUGACUAAGGAGAUAGAAGCUGAGUUGCCAUUCAGUAAAAAUGGCUGGCAGAGGAUCUCAAUGUUUAAGGACAAGGUGAACACUCAGAGUGCCAGUAAUCAGUCUGAAGGAUCUAUUAUUGAUGGAUUAUAGACCAGGAAUUAGAGACUCUUAUUCAAGGAAUUUGGUGGGUGUUUGAUUCAGAGGCCAACAUGAAUUUGCCAUGGGUGGUGAUUUUUAUGAAAUCUGUGAAGCUAGCCACUUGGAUUCAGCUAGAAUAUUUUGUAGUCUUGCUGUUAAAACUUGAUAGUGAUGUUUUGCCAAGAAGCUUAACUGACAGCUCGGCAUAAAUUUUAUUCAAUAUCAUUAAACCUGGGUUAAAUAUUUAUUUAACUCAUCCUCUUAGAUGUUCUCCUACUGAAUAGUUUUUAAAGACAAGUUGCCCCUAACAGUAACUUGCUACUUAAAUUAUCUUUUAUGAGUUAUCAGUCAAGCUGCGAAAGGACACCAUUGAACUGGCAUCUUUAUUUUGGCUUUUUUAAUCCUUUUCAUUCUUUUUGAGAAUUCAUGGAUGUCUUAAAGCUUCAAUAAUAAUACCUGGGAGACUUUAUCAAGUGAGGCCUUUGUGAGUGGCAGUAUAACCCUGACUCUAAAGUCUGUCUUCAUUUUCCUUUUUCCCUCUCAUUUGAUCAUAUAAAGCACUUUGUAAUUCUACAGGAGUCGAAAAACAAGCCAAGAAUAAUGUGUAAAAUCAGUACAUAGAUGUGAAAGUCAGAAUUUUCUCCAAAAAAUCUUUUUUAAAAAAUUUCCUGCUUAUACUAAGAACAUUUUUGAUCGGUGGCAAUAUUGGAAAUGAUGCUGUGAUUAGUGAAACCUAAGCUGACUCCCAGGAAGAAAAAUUCAGUCUCUCUCUCGCUCUCUGUGUGUGUGUGUGUGUGUGUGUAUAUAUAUAUAUAUAUAUAUAUAUAUAUAUAUAUAUAGCCUCAAAGGGAAAAAUAUUUUUAACUUUUUCCUACUUUUAAAAGUGGUACAUUUCAGUUUAUAAUUUUCCAUGUUGGUCAAAAUUAUUUCUUUUAACUAAGAUAUAAUGGUCAAGGCUUAUGCUAAUAUUAUCUACUGCUAGUUCAAUUUUAUUUUUCUUUACCCAUCAAAGAUAGUGCUCUAUAUUUUUACAUCGUUGUAAGAAUCUUUUGCUCUUAAAGUACGGAAGUUAAAGAUUUUAAUUUGAUUUAAAGAUAGAAGUUUAAUAAAUUUCAUAUGGAGGGUUGAGAUUUACCAAUGAGAAGCCCUAUUAAAAUAUCAGGUAGCCAACAGUGUGACAAAAUUAAGAUGCUAUCAAAUCAUCUAUCUGGCCAUUGGUCUCCCUUCCUUUUUGAAAUCAAUGUCUUAGGUAACCAAACUCUAAUGUUGUGUCCAUGUUAGCGUGUCAGUAAAGCAGAGAUGUUCUUCAGGGUAGACAAUGAAUUAAAUUUUUAAAUCAUUUUUUAAAGCAAGGCGGUUCUUAGAAAGUGCCUUUUCAGAAGAUGGUGCUGUAGAUUUUUAUUUUUCAAAUAGCAUGAGGCUAAAAAUUUGAAAGAUAAAUUAUUUUAGAAUUCCAAGAGUAUGACCGUUUCAUAUAAAUAAUGUUAUUUGUUGUUCUGAAUCUGGUCCAAGGGAACCAAGUAAAGCUUUUAUUCAGUAAAGUAUCUAAGUAAAUGCUCACCAAAUAUAUUUUGUAAGUUUAAAAACACAGUUUUUAACAGAAUUAACCCUUUCAGUUCUCAGCUGUGUUGCAGGUAUUAUAUAAGGCAUAUAAAACAGCAAGUUUGCUUAACUUUUUAACAAGAGUAUGGAUAUAGUAGUAAGUGCCCGAAGGCAAAGGUAACUUGCCAGAAAUUAUGUCAUAGGCUACGUUUUCCCCCCCAGCAUAUUGACCCUUUUGUAAAUAUCUACUGGCAGCCUUUUCUAAUUAAUCUUUAUUAAAGAAGACUGCUUAUAAAGAUGGAGCCAAGUCAUCAUGGAAAUCAGUGUAAGAGAAGUAAAAUGAUUCUCUAUCUUUAGGGAAAUUUUUUCUUUUUCAGGCAGCAAGAAAUAUUCUAAAUGUUUCCCUCUUUUUUCUAGCAUAGGUGAAAAAUGAUGACAGUGCAUCUAUAUGAUCAAUUAAUUAGAAAUAGAACAGGUAAAAUUGGGCUUUGGAGGAAAUAAGUAAGAGGGAGGAUAAUAGCAGGACUAUUCAUACUGGUUGGUAAUUUGGUAAUCUACCAGAAAGCGAUUUUCCCCUGAACUAGGAAGUAGUAAACAGCAGUAAAUGAUCACCUAACCAGUUCUUGCUUGUGAAUUUGGUGAGCACUCUUCCAGAAAAUAGACUUAAAAACACACAAAAAAACACACCUCAGUAACCUUGUAUGCUGCAUUAUGUAAUAAUGAUAGUAAAAUUAUAUUGAUUGUUUGGAGUGUACUAUGUCUGUCUGCAAAUACACAUGCACAUUAAACUUUUUCAUUUUUUAUAAUGUCAUAAUAGCAAUUACGAGUUUAUUUUUUUAAUAUUAAUUUUUCUAUUGUGAUGUUUAUAUUUAUUGGCAAUUUGUGCGCAACUUUUAUAUUUUGCUUAGAUAUUGGUUUUAAGGUAUUUUAUUUUUAUAGAUAUCUCUAGCUUUUCCUCUUUCUUUGUAAUAUUAGCAAAGAUUAAGAUGGAAUGUUAAUAUGCCAACCAAACUACUAAUUCCAUAAAGUCUAGAGUUUGGAUUUUUACCAAUAAACCAUUAACACUAUUUUCUAACUUAGAAUACUUAAUGUUGUUUAUAUAGUGGGCAUUAAAGACAGUCUUUAGACAGAUUUCUAAACGUGGAGGGGAGGUGGGGCUUCUCUUUAGUUUUCUUUCCUUUAAGUAGAAAACUAAUACUGAUGGAUUGGAUUUAUUUUACCUGAUCUGCAGUUUUGGGGCAACUUGAUUGUUUACACUUCUUAUUUCUCACUUCAGCUACAUUGAAACUGCUUUAGGUGGAUACAUCAUCCAGCGUUAGGAUUGUGAUACCAUUCUCAUAGGCCUGGAAAACAAAGAGCAAAUGAUCCAGAAGUCAGUGAUAAUUGACUUUGAAAUGGGCUGCUCCAGCCCCCACCAUGAUUAUGUUGAGUGGAAGAUUUGCUACCCUGAUCUUUUCCCUAGCAUACCUUUAACGUUGAUUCAACCCUACCUUACUUUUAAAGUUGUUUCUUCUUCAUCAAUGAAGAAACAGAGUUUAAGUGGCUAGGUAGAAUCAGAGAUAAAGGCUAAUAUAGUAUUUCAGCUACUUAAAAAUUUAAGUAAUAAUUAUGAAUGUGAAUUAAUUGGAAGACAGUUAAAAGUAUGAUUAUAGAAAAUUAAUUUCAAGCAUAUGUGGUUACUCCAGUUUCCUAGUGAAUAGAUCAAGGUAAUUUGUAUUGACAUUAACUUUUUAUAAAGGUGCAUGAAAAAAGUGAAUUCUGUUAAACAGGUACAAUAUUUCCAUUGUGUUUUUACACAGUGAAUUUGCUUGGUAAGCCAUUUUUUUCUGUAAGAGAUUAAAAGAUAAACUUUAUCCCUCCUCUGAGCUUUAAAUGGGUUUAAUGUAUGACAUUUUGCCAUACUGCAUUCUUUCACUGAGAGGGGUAAAUGAGAAAGUUUCAAGUAACUAUAAUUGGAAAAGUAUUAUUUUUAUGUUAUGUGAAAUUUAACGAUUUAAAAUGAAUCAGCAUGUGAUUUCGUACAGACAUUAGCCAUAUCACUUUUUCCCCACGUUUUUGCCAGUUUCAGUAGGUUGAUACACACACACACACACACACACACACACACACACACACAGCUACUUCCUUACCCUACAUCAAGUAUUAAUUGAACGUUGGUAUUCUGAUUAUAGGAAUUUGUUGAUACUAAAAAACUAAAUAUGUUUCAAUCAGAUAUAUUUUUAUUGCAAAUAUAUGCUCCCCUCUUAAGGAUAUUUAUUGUAAUAAUUUUAAUAGUUUUAUUCAUUAUGCUUCAACAUUGUCCUAGAUUGACAGGCAUAUAAUUCUUGUAGAUCAAUAUUUUUAAGGCAGCUUUGAGUAGAAAUCAUCCUUUAUUUUCUUUUUUCCUUCCAAAAGCUCAUAGGAACCUGACACAUAGAGCUUAUUUUGCUCUUUUAACUGGUUGGCUCCAUAAAUCAGGGUACCUGGCAUCAGUAACUGAAUUACCACAGUGAAGUACUUGGUGACUUGUUCAAGUUUACAGUCAUCUCUUAGAACUGUCAUGAAUAGGCUUAUGUGAGUAGAAAACAGAUGGGAUUGUUGGUCAUUAGAACUUUAUUUUCUUUGCCUUUUUUUUUUUUUGGUUUUAUUAUUUCUAAAAAUUGACUGCAUGCACAUCUGUAAUUUUAUGUUUAAAGUUUAAGAGGCCAUGCCAGAAACUAGAGAGGGAGAUUACCCUGGUAUUUAAUGCCUAAAACUUUCCAUCUUCAUUUACUUCAUGGCUUUAGUUGGAAGAACAAACAAACAAAAAUCCUUUCAUUUGGCCCUUUAUUUUUAGAACCAAAGAAGGAAAGACUCUUUCUACAAAAAAUGUUUGCAGGUGUGAUAGGAGAUCUUUGUGAAGAAAUGGACUAGUGGGAUUGUAAGAGUAUGUAGUGAGGGGGUAAAUGAGGAAAAGGAAAAGGUUUCUUUGCCGGAAUCCUUGGAGAGAAACCUCAUAAUUGUUUGAUAUUUGUCUGGUUCUCACAGUCACAUUGUAAAAGAGGAACUGUUGCCAUUUGAACCUAGGAAGAGAGUCUCUGUAACCUAAAUUUAUUUUAUGUUGUUGUCCCAGAUCUAAAGCUGCAUCUAUUUUGAUUAGAGAAGUUGCUUCUGAAUAAAGAAACGAAGUAUUUAUCCUUAAAUAGAGCCAUGGCGUUGCUAUCAACACGGCUUCUCCAGCUUUUCCCUUUAUAUAGAAAACACAAAAUAGGACCUUUCCAGACAAGGUAGUCUUUCCUGUAAAGAAAAUAUUUUUUGAUAACAGAUUUGGGGGAAACACUGGUAGAUUGUAAUGAAGGGGGAAUUUUGCCUAAUAACAUGGACGGUCCAACCAGGUUAAUGGAUACAGUUUGAUCCCAGGGAGUUUAACAAGAGGAGCCUUUGGUAGCAGGUUAAACCUUUGGUUUUGGUAGCAACAGAUUUGGAUCUCCAGUGUUAACUGCAGAUAUCUCCCUGUUUCAUAGAAAGGGAAUGAUCUCAUAGUAUUGAUGAUGAUCCUGCAAAUGUGCCUGUGCUCUUUCUCUAAUUCAAAAAUCAGGACUAGCAAGCACUAACCAAAAUCUCCUAACACUUUGUCCUAUAAGAUUCUUUAAAAGUUUUCCAGGAGCUUUCUCCUUUCUUAGCCCAGGGUACAAUGCCUUGCUCCUCUUUAAAAAAGAAAAGAAAAAGGAUUUAGAGGCAGUUUAGAUAGAAUUCUACUAUGAGUAAAUAAUAGGGUCUUUAAAAUACUUGGGAAAGGAAGAUCACAUGCCGCAAUUUAUAGCUUGAUUGAGAGACUCUUUGAAUACUGUUUUUCAUGUUUGGGUUCUAAAGUUUUUUCUUUGACCUACCAUUCUUUGAUUUACUUGAGUGCCAUGAUUCUAUAUUGGGAUGAAAUCAGUGUUUUAUGCCAUUUAUGAAUUGUGCAGUUUUUCCCUCUCCACACCCUACACACACACACUGUUAAAAAUAAAAGGGGGAGGACUAAAAAAAAAGAGAGGUAAUGAGAAUCAUUAGAAUGUAACUUUAGUUAAUAUAGAUGGAAAGAAAUCCUAACUUGGCUAAAUGAGAAUUAAGACUGAAAGUGUUAGUGCUGCAGGUAUUAUCUCUAUCCAUAGAGGUUUUUGCUAGCUAUAGAGUGGUAAUAUGAACAGAAUAUAUACCUGAAAUAUGAUGUUACAGCAAAGUGAUAAAUUAUUCUUGAAAGUAAUAUUUCAAUCUUCUCUAACAGAGAUGCCCAUAUUCUUAAGGAAAAUGAAUGUAGCUCCUGGUUUUAAUGAAUCAGACUCUGAUUUAAACUUCAGAAGAUUUGUAACUUUUAUUCUGACACAUCUUCUUAAAUAUGUAAAAAUUACACUGAAUGAAUACUUAAGACUAUUCUUUCCUCUUAAUUUACAUAAUAAUUUUUUUCAGACCUUAGUUCUAUAGAUAUUGAUUUCUUUCUCACAUAUAUGCCUCUUGGUGUGUGCAGAAUUCCAUAUUAAAAGUUUUUUUAAACUCAUUUCCUAGUCAAACCUGAACUGUAAAGAAGGCAUAAAUAGGUUUAAAAUGCAGGAAAUUUUAGAAGAUCACAACUGGAAAAAGACUGUUGAGAACUUGUUGCCUUUGAGAGUAGAAAGGGCUCUAAAACUUGAACUGAGAUUUGGAGUUUAGUCAGAGCUCUACCACUAAUUUGCUCUGUGUCCAUAAGGCAAUUUCCUUAAUCUCUGUGUGCCUAGGUUCUUAUAAAAUGGUAGUGAUAAUAAUACCUGCCCUCACCUCCCUCACAAAGUAGUUGUAAGAAUAGGAUAAUGUUUGUGACAGUGCUUGAGUUCUCCAAAAGAAAAGCUAUUCAGAAGUUCAAGAUAAAAGAAUAUUGUUGUGUGAAGGGUUCAUUUCCAGUUUGCUUCUAUGAAAGUAUCUUUAGUUACCCUAGAUCAUUUUAUCAAACAAGUGUAAGAGAAACUGAGGCUUUAUCAUGGUAUGGUGUUCACCUACAAACGUAUUCUGUUCUGUUUCUCCCCUGCUGGAUAUUUAUUGCACAAGCUGAAUUUUUCUUUAUAAUAAUCUUUGGAAAAAGUGUAACUUCAAAAACCAAACUCCUUUUAGUGGUGCUAUGGCAGCUGUGAUUGUAUUUUGAGUUAGAUUAAUGUGGUGAAACCAUCAGAUAAUCAGAAAUUAACUUUGCCUUUUGCCUUCAGGCAUUUUUGCUACAGAUUGGCAUCAGAGGCUGUUGUACAACCAGAUAGUUAUCCCUUUGUUUCUUGCAGAUUUUUGGUACCUUUUUUUGGAAACUUUUUUUGGAGUAAGGGGUUAGGUUUUAAGAAGGAAAAGUGUGCUUAUUUCACUUACCACUUUGCAGAGUUGACCGUUGCUUUCCAAUCACCAUGUACCUGUAAAAAUUAAAAUAUAGUAAAAGGGUUUUUUCUUCAUUUAAAUUCAGUUCUGAGCAUCUGCAGGUGAUAUCAGGCAGCCUGUUGGUGUCUGACCCUGUUGGUAUCUUUAUGGAUUGUGGGCAGAACCUUACAUUUCUACAGGCUUACCCACUUUCCUGAGGGGAAGGGGCGCUUGUUUCUAGGAAAAAAACAAAGGGCACAUCACCACAGGUUGUGUAAGCAAUUCCUUGUUGAAACAGACAAGUUUGGUUUGUGUUUUGUUUUGUUUUAAGAAAUAAAAGGAUGCAUUUUAGGUACACAGGGUAUGAAUGCAUUCAACAUUUAUUUUUUUAUCUCUGUAGAUGCUGAUCUCCCCUUGUUGCAGGCAGUUUGGGCUUUUCCAGCUCAUCACUAACAUGGAUAAGAUCUAUCUUAGUUUUAUAGGAUAAUGAGAAUUACAAGUACUGAAAAGUUGGGGAGAUUCAUGCUUGGAAAAUGAACAAAAAAUCCACCUUGCUGGGUGAGAUAGCUGAGAACAUUGGAUAUAUCAGGAAUACUUUUAAACAAUUUUGCUGUAAUGUGUAGCUUUAAUAUCUGUCUUCAGUUAUGGACCCCAUGAAAGUAUUACUGUAUCUUGUGAAUAAAGAUCAUUCUUGUGAACUAGUAUAUGGAUGCAUUCAUAGGCUGUGGGAAGCAGUGAUGUGUGUAUGUGUGUGUGUGUGUGUGUGUGUGUAUAAAUAUUCUAUGUUUAUAACACUGUGUAUUACAUAAGUUUAUAUAGAAAAAAUAAUGUGUUUCUUUAGUGUUUGGGGGACUAAAAUUGUAAUAUAACCAUUCCAGUGUAAUCUGACCACUCAGUCUAGAGAACAUUUGUAUUACACACAAAUACACACCCCUAAAGCAUUGCUAACUGCUCCCACUUGAGAUAAUUGCUGCUUUUUUUUAAGCCCGAAGUAGUGGACAGGAAAUAGCACUCUUUUAAAAGGGGCUUUUCUGAAAAGUAAAAUGUAAAUGUAGGACAUGUGGGGAGGUGGGGCCUCCUGCAAAUGCCCUGCAGAUGGACAAAUAGCCUUUUAAAUUUUACUUUUUAACCAUCUUAACCGUGUGUGCCUAUUUGUACUGCAGAUGUGAAAUAUUUUGGGGAGUUAAUAUCAGUAUGUUUUGAAACUGAAUUAUUACAUAAAAUCAGAGUAACCUCUUUCUCCAUCCUCCUUUUCCACACUGACUCUUCUUGCCAAAUAUACCAAGUUUCAGCAUGGUAAAAUGAUGGACACUCAAACCUCCUUCCUCAUCUUCCCUAUCCUGUCUUACACCUGGUCUGGCCUUAUAUUUUUUGUUGGCUUUUCAUAAGUAAGAACAAUUUACUGUAGUACUUUAGAGACUGCAGAAUUUCAAAAUGUUUAUAAGCCUUCCUUUGUUAAUGUUUGGUUACACGAUAACAUUAGUUAAAACAAUGGAGUAAGUCUGAGUUUGUAAUAUGCUACAAGAUAAAAUCUUGAGUGAUAUUAAACUUGACUGCCACAUUUUAUUAAGAGGAAAUUGGAUUAUAUGGUGGGUGGGAGCUAGUCUAUGAUAUAUAUGUAAUCACUGUAUAAUUAGAAACACCAAAUGUUGAGUCCUAUCACUGUGUACUUGGGGGCCAGGCUUUGGAUAUGGUUGUCAUUUUAAUUCCUCAAAGACUAUAUGUCAUUAAGAUGAGCAGAAGGCAAAUAAAGUUUUUAAACAAAACUACUUUUGGGGGGUAUUUAAAUUUUCUUUCCCCAAAAAAAAUUUACUACAAAAAAACCUAGGGUUGAGACUGAGAAGCUUCAAGCCGCUUUUUAAGCAGUUCAGUCACUUACAAUAUUUUAUGUUAAAGAAAUUGUCAUAAUUCUUUCUGAGCCAAACUGUCACUAAAAUGUCCUGUGACAGAACCACUCCUCUUUUUUCUGCCAUUCUGUGUAUUGGAAGUGUUCUUAGUUGUAUUUGUUUUUAAUCCUUGAUUUUAAAAUAUUAAUGGUUUUAGUGUUGCUUAGCUUCAGUUUGAAGUGUAACUUUCACUAAUAACUGCAAUAAAAAGAAAAGCUUUGCUCCAAA
This is a messenger RNA of Orcinus orca (killer whale), 22073 nucleotides long. It is a transcript of the gene AGO3, whose product is annotated as argonaute RISC catalytic component 3. Bases 7142 to 9022 code for a protein of 626 amino acids. The record is from RefSeq and is a predicted model, not a curated record. Gene Ontology annotation, molecular function: protein binding; RNA binding. The transcript is spliced from 15 exons. Gene Ontology annotation, biological process: regulation of stem cell proliferation; regulatory ncRNA-mediated gene silencing. Lineage: Eukaryota; Metazoa; Chordata; Mammalia; Artiodactyla; Delphinidae.